Messenger RNA from Canariomyces notabilis, 972 nucleotides. Its product is annotated as glycoside hydrolase family 43 protein. The coding region runs from base 1 to 972 and encodes 323 amino acids. Gene Ontology annotation, molecular function: arabinan endo-1,5-alpha-L-arabinosidase activity. The transcript has 3 exons. Gene Ontology annotation, biological process: carbohydrate metabolic process. NCBI's taxonomy places the organism in Eukaryota, Fungi, Ascomycota, Sordariomycetes, Sordariales, Chaetomiaceae. The record is from RefSeq and is a predicted model, not a curated record.
AUGGUCAACAUCUCCAGCCUCUUCUAUUUCGCAGCAGCCCUGCCGGGGCUUGUGCUGGGUUACGCACUUCCCGAGGCAUGCAGCGGCACCUGCACCAACUCGCACGACCCGGCCAUCAUCCGGCGCGCCGACGGCACCUACUUCCGCUUCUCCACCGGCGGCAGGAUCGCCAUCCACACGGCGCCGGCGCUGACAGGUCCCUGGACGUAUCGUGGUGCUGUCCUGCCGAGCGGAUCGUCCAUUGCCUUGGCGGGGAAUCAGGAUCUUUGGGCCCCCGACAUCGCCUACAUAAACGGGAUCUACUACCUGUACUACUCCGUCUCAACCUUCGGCUCGCAAGACUCCGCCAUCGGACUCGCCCGCUCGUCCAGCAUGGACGCAGGCACCUGGACCGACGUCGGCUCAGUUGGCGUCCGCUCGAGCCCGGGCAAGCCCUACAACGCCAUCGACGGCAACCUCAUCAGCUUCAACGGCAACUACUACCUCACCUUUGGCAGCUUCUGGAACGGCAUCCACCAGGUCCAGAUGAAAUCCACCCCGACCGGAGUCCAGUCAGGCAGCUCGGCCGUGCAGGUGGCGUUUGACCCCGCGGACACGGCCAUGGAGGGCCCGACUGUUUUCAAGCACGGGUCGUAUUAUUACUUGUUUUUCUCCAAGGGGACUUGCUGUGGGUAUGACAAGAGCCGGCCGGCGGCUGGCAAGGAGUAUAGGAUCAUGGUGUGCAGGUCGACGUCGGCGACGGGAGGGUUUGUGGAUAAGAAUGGCAAGUCGUGCACGUCGGGGGGUGGGACCGUGGUUCUGCCUUCGCAUAACUGGGUUUAUGGUCCUGGUGGACAGGGGGUGUACCAGGAUCCGACUUAUGGGCCGGUCUUGUACUACCACUACGUCGACACGCGGGUUGGCUUUGCUGAUGGCCAGAAGCGCUUUGGCUGGAAUAAGCUGAACUUUUCGAGCGGCUGGCCUGUUGUUUGA